Doryrhamphus excisus (bluestripe pipefish) is the source of this 3485-nucleotide messenger RNA. Lineage: Eukaryota; Metazoa; Chordata; Actinopteri; Syngnathiformes; Syngnathidae. The record is from RefSeq and is a predicted model, not a curated record.
AUGGAUAGCUACUCCCUCCUUUACAGCUCGUCCCACAGAACCGAGCUGCUCGGGCGCUUCCAGCAGCUUCGCUCGGACAGGAAGAUGUGCGACGUGGUGCUGGAAACGGACGACGCCUCCUUCCCCUGCCACCGGGCCCUUCUGGCCAGCUCCAGUGAUUAUUUCUGGGCGCUGUUCGGGGACUCCACGGCAGAGAGAUCAGCACCGUCUAUAAGGCUCCCGGCGCUGACGGCCGAGGGUUUAGACGCCAUUUUGGACUUCCUGUACUCCGGUUGGCUCAGGGUGUCACCGAGCACACUCCCUGACGUUCUGGAGGCGGCGAGGUACCUGCAAGUGGACACGGCCGUGACCAUAUGCGAGCGCUACAUGACCGAUGGGCUCAGUGCUGAAAACUGCUGCAGCUACGCUAACCUAGCGGAGCAUCAUGCGCUUCCUGAUGUGCUGGACGCCGCCAACUUUACCAUCGCCAUGGAGAUGGCCAAGCUGCUGCGGGAAAGAAGAGAUGACCUCCUCGGAUUGAACGUCCAUUCGCUCAUGGCGGUGCUGGAUGCCGAUGAAAUCCCUGCAGUCAAGGAAGUGGAGCUCGUCAAAGUGGCUUUGGAUUGGCUGAAUGAGAACGGGCCCCUCCCACUGCUGCAAUCCAACCUCCUGCUAAGUCGUCUGCGCUUCGGAUUGGUCGCUCCUUCCGACCUAGCACACCUUGUCCACGUCCACAGAGCCAUGGCCACGCCUCUGAUAAGAAGUCAGGUGACCCGGGCGCAGGAGUACCACAGAACAGGUUCGGCCGGUCCCAUCAGGCAGAACAAACAGUCCACACUCCGAGCAGCGCCGGAUCGCAUGCUGCUCGUCGGUGGAGGAUCCAGCCCGGACCGACCCGAGCAGCAGGUGCUGAUGUUCAAUAUGAAAACCAGGACGUUUGCAUCUCUGACUUCCUGUCUGCCAGCGAGGCUGAGGAACCACUGCGUGUGUUCCUUGGGGGGCUUCCUCUUCGUGGUCGGCGGUGAGGUGGUGAGCGAGGCGGACGGGAAGCCGGUCACCGUGGAAACGUCCAAUCAAGUGUGGCGGUACGACCCCCGCUUCGACUGCUGGCAACAGGAGGAGUCCAUGCUGCAGAGUCGGGCCAAGUUCGCCUGCUGCGCCCUGGAGGACGCCAUCUACGCCAUCGGGGGGCAAAACGCAGAUUCCAACGUAUCCACCACGCUGGCUUCUGUUGAGUUCUAUGACAUGGCGGCAGGGGCGUGGAGGAGGGGUGCGCCCUUGCCCGGCCCGCUCCACGGCCAUGCUUGCGCCGUGCUGGACCACAGCAUCUACGUGUCAGGUGGUCUCUCGAGCAACAGCGGCGUGGUCAUGAUCCCGGGACAGAGCCAAAGCAGCAAGGAAGUUCUGCGCUGGGACGGAAUGGGAAGAGCCUGGAAGGCGAGGGCGCCCAUGUCCAUUGGCAGGUUCUCCCACCGAUUGGCGACCGCCCACGGUUACAUCUACGCCCUCCUGGGAAUGUACGAGCCCUUCUGCGACAUCGAGCGCUACGAUCCACGAGCCGAUCACUGGACACGUCUCAGGCCGCUCCUCUCCGCCACUUUCAACUACGGGAUGGCGGCGACGCCAAGCGGGAGUCUGGUGGUGUUCGGUGGGACGAAAUGGAGCAACGCGCGGGAGGUGGUGGUGACCAGCGUGCUGGAGUACGACACAAAGAAAGACCAAUGGAGGGAGAUUGCUCAGCUGCCAAGACCCCUCACGGGAACCGAGUGUACCUUACUUCCGAUGCCCGACUAAAAUGCGUCCAAAUUUGGGUGAAACUGAGUCCAAUGCCAUUGAAUGCACAUUUGCUCCACUACGCCAUUAUUAGCAGCUGGCUAGUUGAACUAAGCUAAUUACCUCACACUUCUAACACAUGGGAGACAAAGCUGAGCAUACAUUGUGCAAAUUAAGAGUGUUUUUAGCAUGAUUCGAGUAAUGCAUUUUUGGAAGAAAUCAAUGCACAAAAGACACAAAGCACUCCAGAUGUUAAAAAUAUAGACAAAAAAAUGAAUUAUGUCCCCUACAGGACUGGAGUGGACUAGCGCCGCCCUACAAUGCCAACGCUACAGUUGUUUGCUGUGACUUUGCCAUUGCUGUUUACUCAAGUGUCUAAAAUCCUACGAGGUUCCCCCAGCUUAAGCAGGAAAGCCGAGCCGAGAGAUGUUUCAGGACAAGGUGAGAAAGUUUAGCAGGAUAAGCCGGGUUGUCAAGCAGAGGAGAAAGGUCAGGAGGGUGAAAGAGGAUACACAGGCUGAAUAUUUCCUCCAAGGCGUAGAAGAAAACAUGCAUUUAGCAGCCAUUAUUGAUUAAACUUCAGCGUGGAAUCUGCUGUGUUGUGGAUUUUUAGCUUAUCUGACAAAGCUGCAGAGGGAAAAACAUCACAACAAGGUCAGGAUUGCUGCAGCUGGAAAUAAACAUUCAUUUUGGUAGUCGCCAUUACUUUCACAUUUCGUAUCAGCCAUGCAUACAUAUAGACAGUAAAUCCAAGCAUGGCGGCAAGGGGGCGUGGCUCUGACUUAAUGGGAAGCGGGGUUUCAGCAAUCAUCCAUGAACACAAAACCAUCUACCUCCAAACAACCAAACUUUAUUGAUCCAUCCGCUUGGUCCAACAGACAAAUACUGCUUUUAAAUUGAAUUCAUAGCUUGCGCAUAAAACACUCCUUAAAAAAAACAAGCUAAUAGUCAGCCAAGACAUACAAUGCAUCUGGAGCUUUAAAAACACAAAAUAUACUCAGAAUAAAUAAAUAAAUACAACUGUGCUUAUUUACAACAAAGACAAGCAAUGGCAGCAUGGAGAGAGCAUCAGCAUUGUGUGAUUAAUUGUUGUGGGAUUGGUUGAUAGUGUGGCUUUGUGCUUGUGUACGCUCACACUAAAGGUUCUGGAUGCUUUCUUUUUUCAUAAUACAGUGGAUCCCCGUAGAUUUGGGAUUUUUAAUCAAAACAUUGUUUUUCUUUGAGGAGAAAAGCAGCCCAUUUGUGCCUUCUCUCUCCCCUGAAACGGCCCAUCUUAUUUAACCUUAAUCAUCGGUAAGUGCCAAGUGAUUAGGUACAAGUAGAAGAAUAACAUACUGUGACAGCUUGAGUGGCCAGAAGGAAACUUGAACCUGCUUUAAAAGGAAGUGCACUUUUAUCUGCUGAUAGUAGCUUAGCAAACACAAAAGGGGUCAUCAACUCAAAUCACGAUCUCACUCACGAUGCAAUCAACGCAAACACGAGGCAUGAUGGGAACCGAUGUGCUACCUUGCACUUAUUUGAGAUUUAUGGGACGUUUGGAGGAAAGUCACCGAUUAGAAAUGUUGAUCCAAAAUCAAGCCAGCAGAACGGUUUUGAGGGGGAGGAGCAAGCCUGUGUUGCGUACAGUGGAGCCGCAGCAGCAACACCUAGACUUUAUUUCACGGCCGUCAAAAUGACUGACAGGAGUCUUGCUAGCAAACAGCGGGGAUCCACUGUAUAAUAUUUUCAAGAGC